Messenger RNA from Cyphellophora europaea CBS 101466, 963 nucleotides. RefSeq lists its product as uncharacterized. The coding region runs from base 1 to 963 and encodes 320 amino acids. The record is from RefSeq and is a predicted model, not a curated record. Lineage: Eukaryota; Fungi; Ascomycota; Eurotiomycetes; Chaetothyriales; Cyphellophoraceae. The transcript has a single exon.
AUGUCUCCCUCCGUAGCAAAUCUAACAGAAGGUCUCUCGGAAGAACAGAUACGCUUCUUCUGGGAUAACGGCUAUCUGCUCAUCCCCGAUUACCUAUCCUCCUCACAAUGCAGCACGCUCCUCUCCCGUAUCGAGCAGAUGCUCGCCGACUUUCCCCUGAAAGAUCACCCAAUGACCAAAUUCGUCACCGGUCAGGAUGUCGAUGGGACAAAUAAUGGCGAGAAGCACGUGGGCGAUGACUACUUCUUGAGCUCCGGGGAUAAGGUGCGCUUCUUCUUCGAAGAGGACGCUUUCGACCAGUCAGGUGAACUUCUGAAGCCAAAAGAAAAGGCCAUAAACAAGAUUGGACACAAUUUGCACGGACUCGUAGACGAGUUCGGCCAGGUCAGCCAUGCAGGUGAGACCGGAAGAAAGAAUGCUGCAAUUGCGCGGGAUCUUGGAUAUAGAGAUCCGCGACUAUUACAGAGCAUGGUAAUUUGCAAACAGCCCGAGAUCGGUGGCGCAGUGCCUCCUCAUCAAGACUCAACCUUCCUCUACACAGAUCGGCCGAGUGCGGUAGGUUUCUGGAUCGCCUUGGAGGAUGCUACGAAAGAGAAUGGCUGUCUAAGCUUCGCGCCCGGCAGCCAUCGACGAGCUCCAAUCAAGGAGCGGUUUGUGAGAAACAAGGACAGCACUGGCACCACUUUCGACAAGGUUGAGGGCGACCUCCGGUGGCCUUGCGCGCUCGACUACGAAGAGGUGGAUAAGCAGGAAGAGUACGUGCUAGGCGAAGUCACGGCUGGCACUCUGGUGUUGAUACAUGGCAACAUUCUUCACAAAAGCGAGAAGAAUACUAGCCAGAAGGGCAGGAUGAUCUAUACUUUCCACUGCAUCGAAGGCGAAGAAAAGUACGAUGAUCGGAAUUGGCUUCAGAUACCUGGGGGACCGUCAGCUUUCACCAAACUGGACGGCGUGGCAACAUGA